Messenger RNA from Pseudomassariella vexata, 648 nucleotides. RefSeq lists its product as uncharacterized. Lineage: Eukaryota; Fungi; Ascomycota; Sordariomycetes; Amphisphaeriales; Pseudomassariaceae. The record is from RefSeq and is a predicted model, not a curated record. The transcript has 3 exons. Bases 1 to 648 code for a protein of 215 amino acids.
AUGCAGCAUCUUCGCCAUGCGGGUCCUGAGAAAGGGGCUAUGUUGGUUUUGGGCGAGUGCUCUACCGCAGAAUUCAACAAGGCCGUCUCGCUCCUUCAACAGCGACCGGGUGACACGGUUGAGAUCGCUUGUUACAAUGCAGCCAGUACUUUGGUGGUUAUUGGAACGUCACCUGUAAUUGGGAAUCUCGAAGACCUGCUGCGCAGCGAGUCAAGUUUUCAAAGAGUCCGCAUUGCCUUCCACCAAGCUAGAGAAAAGGUUGUAUCAGGCUAUGCGUCUGAAGACGGCGGGUUUACAAACUGCGCCUGUAGUGGUGGAAAUCCUCUGCAAAAUACCUUCCCGACAUCGUCCACAUCGCCAAGCACCGUAACUGAUGGCGCCAGUAGCCCAGUCAGCAGCAUGUCCGUCCCAGAGCAAGAGUCCACCGGACAAUUAGAGGCUUUGCAGGAUCUUAUAUUCGAGUUCGCUGGUGGCACCAAGUCAGACAUGGAACACGACAAGAUAUUUACAGACCUGGGCCUCAAUUCCCUAGCAUCUGUCGAGUUUAUUGGGGAGCUUUCUUCCAAGUUCAACCUAAACAUCGCUUCUGAGGAUCUGCUCCAAAACUCGAGGUUUAUCAGCUAUUGCCAGCUGGCACCCUUACACUAG